AUGGUCAUUAGCCUCUCUUCUUCUUUGUCUUUCAUCAACUUAACCAAUUCCAAGUCACCCAUCUCUGAGUUUCCAUCAAAACCCAAAACCCACCUCCCAAAAUCUCUGUCUUCCACCGUAUGCUGUUCGUUUUCUUCAUCAGACCUUGGUUUUCAAUGCAAGGAACCGUUUUUCUUUCAAAAGGGUAGGUACCCACAUGGAAGAAGGUUCGAGUUCACGUCUUGUGCAAUUCCCGGGUUUGAUUAUGGCAACUUUGAGAGUGCCCAGUCUGUGUUGGAGGCAGCUGCUGUGUUAACGGCCAUAAUUGUUGUUCAUGAGAGUGGUCACUUCCUUGCUGCUUAUCUUCAAGGCAUCCAUGUGAGUAAAUUUGCUGUUGGUUUUGGUCCAAUUUUAGUUAAAUUCAAUGCAAACAAUGUAGAGUAUUCUCUUAGAGCUUUUCCUCUAGGUGGAUUUGUGGGAUUUCCCGAUAAUGAUCCAGACAGUGAUAUUCCAGUUGAUGAUAAAAAUUUGCUUAAGAAUAGGCCAAUAUUGGAUAGAGCUAUAGUGGUUUCAGCUGGUGUAGUUGCCAAUAUCAUUUUUGCAUACCUUAUAAUCUUUACUCAAGUCUUGUCAGUUGGUUUGCCUGUACAAGAGGCCUAUCCAGGGGUGCUUGUGCCCGAGGUUCGACCCUUCUCAGCAGCUUCCCGAGACGGGUUGCUUCCGGGAGAUGUGAUCCUUGAGGUUAAUGGAAUUGAAUUGCCAAAAGGAGGGCCUAAUGGUGUUUCAGAGAUUGUUGAUGUAAUUAAGCAGAAUGCCAAAAGAAAUGUGGUUCUUAAGGUUGAGAGGGGACAACAGGACUUUGAAAUUGGGAUCAUCCCUGAUGAGAAUUAUGAUGGAACAGGCAAAAUUGGAGUACAAUUGUCACCAAAUGUCAGGUUCACAAAAGUAAAACCCAAAAGUAUUCCGGAUGCUUUUAAUUAUACUGGGAGAGAGUUUUGGGGCUUGUCAUCUAAUGUUUUGGAUAGCUUAAAACAGACUUUUCUCAACUUCUCUCAGACAGCUGGUAAAGUUGCAGGUCCAGUUGCCAUUAUUGCUGUUGGUGCAGAAGUUGCAAGGUCGAAUGUCGAUGGACUCUAUCAGUUUGCAGCCUUGCUUAAUCUUAACCUUGCAAUAAUUAACCUUCUCCCUCUACCUGCUUUAGAUGGAGGUACCUUGGCUUUCAUCCUCAUAGAGGCUGCUAGGGGUGGGAGAAAGCUUCCUCUAGAAGUGGAGCAGGGGAUUAUGUCAUCAGGGAUAACGGUUGUUAUUUUUGUAGGAUUGUUCCUUAUUGUUCGGGACACACUUAAUCUUGAUUUUAUCAAGGACAUGUUGUAA
Messenger RNA from Prunus armeniaca (apricot), 1353 nucleotides. NCBI's taxonomy places the organism in Eukaryota, Viridiplantae, Streptophyta, Magnoliopsida, Rosales, Rosaceae. The record is from the annotation of a GenBank genome assembly.